Molecule: messenger RNA, 2775 nt
Organism: Danaus chrysippus (African queen)
Lineage: Eukaryota; Metazoa; Arthropoda; Insecta; Lepidoptera; Nymphalidae
Source: the annotation of a GenBank genome assembly
AUGCAGCGUUGCCCCUACAUCCACGAGAUGAAGGAGCGGCUGCUGGGAGCUCCUGCUGACCCUGAACGUGCACCAGAACAGCCUGACCCUCAGGUCGGGACCAUUGUCAAACUGAAUUCCGACGGGUACGGUUCCCAUACGUCGCCGGCGCGGGCUCCACUCGUGGCAGACGAGUGCGAUGCGCCGGCUGACGAAACAGAUGCACUUGCGCCGAUCGAGGAGAUGAGAUGCUGUCAGCCUGACACUAAACCAAAAAAUGCCAAGACUUCAUUGUUCAUAAUAUCGAGUUUCAUCUACGCGAAGCUGCUUGUGGUCGUGUGUAUCGCCUACGUCAUCAGCGAUGUCAUUACUCACAACCUGCCUCUCUACUACUACGAAGGGUUCUUCACUUACUUGUAUGGCAUGAGCAUACUGUUCUUGCUCUACGUGUUUUGUUUCCUUCUGCAAGAGAGUUCUUGCUGCAAUGGAAGCCCACCAAAACCGAAACCUCCGCCAAAAGAAAAGAAAGAGAAGAAAGAAAAAGAAAAGAAGACUAAGGAUAAAGAAGGCAAAGACGUGAAGGAGGGCAAAAAGGAUGGGAAAAAGGAUGGAAAAAAUAAGGACAAGGAUAAGAAAGAAGAUGCCAGUAAGGACAAGAACAAAGAGAGCAAGAAGCAAAGCCAAUUUCAGGAGGUGUAUCCCCGUAAGAUGCGUGAUAAAGUUCGACAACAGGAAUUGCAAAUACAAAUGGAGCAAUUUUAUGCCUCCGAUCAGCAACAAGAUGUGGUUGAGCUGGAAGCUGGCCCUAUAGCUCGUCCAAUGCGUCGUCGCAAGACCUCUCAAAACGAACAUAGCCAUGGCAGCUUCUUCUUAAGAAUCGGCGCAAUAGCUUUUGGUCUCGGAACUAUGAUUUAUAACGGCUUAGAGUUCGGAACAUUCUUUGAACUGCCUCUCGAGUCGCCAUGCUACCUAAUUUUAAAGGGUGUUAAUCCUGUUCUACAAAUGGUUUUCACGUUUAUGCAAAUGUACUUUAUAUUUAUGAAUUCACGCCUAAAUAUUCAUCGAUUCAAGGUCAUUGCCAGAUUUGGCUUAAUGCACGUCGUGGCUACUAAUAUUUGUGUUUGGAUACGCACUUUAGUGUUGGAGUCUUUAAAAGAAAUUACCGACUAUCAUGUGAAGAAUCCUCAAGGCGUUCCUGGGGAAGGAGUUUUAGGAAAAGUUAUCCGGAAGCAUACUUUAAGACACUCAGGGAAAGUUUUUGGGGCAGUGACUACCGCUACAACAACGAUAGCUUCAACAGUAGCGACAGUUGCUAAAACAACAGGAGGACAAAUAAUGAAUGCAAUCACUUCUACUUCCACCCCAGCUACAACGACUACAACGACAACUACCUCACGUUAUAUUAACGGUGGCGGUUUUAUUCCUAAAUCCAAAAUCAUAGAAUCCAUAAAAAGCACCGUAGGUUACGAUAGUGGUAUGUCUUACGGACGGGAUUUCAAGGACGUUUGGCCAAAUGAUAAUCCAUUUACAACAUCCACUGUACAACCUAUAACGGAAAUCGAUAAAGUGACCCAAACCCAAACAGCUAUGUUGGAAGUAUUCCAAUGGCUGUAUUCCUCAACCGUGAAACCGGUUAUAAGUACUAUGUCUGCUCUGGCUUCAACUAAUUCUGGAAAUAUCUAUGAUAAAGACGAAUGGGGGAAUAGUAUCGAAACCUACCGCGUUGAUGAACCACCUCAUUCUCCAGCUAAUAACUCAACGGAAAUCUUCGAAUCGUUCGAUAAUUUGAAUCCAGCUGCCCUUAUCGCUAAUAUCGAUAACACUACGGUUUGUGGAAGAAAUCCUAUUAUGGGAACAAUUGUUACCGACUCGGCCCCAUACUUGUAUCCUUUCAUUAUUGAAUACUCUUUGAUCGGAGCUGCAGUGAUAUAUGUUAUGUGGAAACAUAUUGGACGUCAUCCCAGCGUGGCCAACGAUGAAGAUCUGGAAAGACGUUUGGAGGCUGUUCUCUCCCGCAGGGCGGCAGCACUGGCGGCGGCGCAGCGCGGCAACCGCGUGGACUGCGCAGGCGCAUCCAAAGGACUCUUCUGCGGACUCCUCCUUCUAGUUGCGUCUCUCAUCUGUUUGAUCCUAUUUUUCGUCCUCAUAAGACACCAGGAACUGAAACGGCUCUCGAUUUAUUUGGCUGAUGUAUCUCAUUGCGCGCUCAUGGUGCUGUCUAUCUUUGCUAUACUGAUCGGAUUUAUACGUAGUAAAAAAUUAAAAUGGACCUCAAAUCCCUCUCCCUGUACCGAGCCUCUUCGCAGGGUGCAAUCUUUGAAGUUCCGUUCAGAAGAGCAAUCUGAUUUGAACGAUAUUUUGCUACGUGUAUCUGCAUUUGGACUCUUCGUGUAUGCGGUAUUCAGCGUGAUUGCCGGCGGAAUGGGUGCUUUUACUCACGAACCAAAUCUCUUGGUCAUGAUAACUGGAUGUUUGAGCGUGCUUCAGGUGGUAUUACAGUUGUUGUUCAUAGCGGAUGUCUCCCGUCGCCGUGUUCAUCUCCCUGAACAAGAGCGCAGUAAGCCCGCGCGUCAAGCCGUUACCUUCUUACUCAUUUGCAACGUGACCAUGUGGCUCAUCUACACCUUCGAAGCUCAGAAAGUUCUUGCUAAUCCGGUUCAACUAGAUUUCUACGGUUUCGUCGCCUGGUCCCUCGUUCAGCGUUUCACUCUACCGCUUUGUAUUUUCCAUCGAUUCCACUCAGCGGUAACCCUCGCUGAGAUAUGGAAAACCAGUUACAAAGCUCGUCUUGAAUAA